GAAUGAAGCUAGUUACAGCAUUGGGCCCUGCACCGAAUCUUGACUAAGAAAACCUUGUUAACUAGAUAAGUCUGUUUUGCAAUGAGUCAUUUUGUUUUUAAAUUAUUCAGUAAAAAAUAAGUUAAAUCACUUGUGUACUAUGUAAAUAAAUACAUUUAAUCUGAGUAGAGUGUUACUCUAAAAAGGGGAGGGGCUUUGCCUCAACUGGGCCCCUCCCACUUGAACUUUAGUCCAAUUCAGAUAAACUAAGAAUCAGACACACAGAGAUGGAGAAACACUGUGCUAACUGGACUCUUCUCCUGGUGCUGUGUGGCCUCCUGCCACUGGCUUCUCAGGCCGGCAGGCAGAUGCCAAAACUCUCGGACAAGAAGCUAUGCGCCGAUUCCGAGUGUAGCCAUCCCAUUCUCAUCGCUAGAGCUCUGCAGGAUUAUUACCCGCAAGACUGUCGCUUCAUUCCCAUCCAGCAAGGCCAGUCUGUAUAUGUGUAUGCCAUGCUGAAAGACCGUGGGAACCUCUUCUGGGCUGGCAGUGUCCAAGGGUCGUAUUAUGGAGAGCAGGAGGCUCGUCUGGGAUUCUUCCCCAGCAGUGUUGUUGAAGAGACGCACGCUUUAAUGCCUGCUGAGGUCGAGGUUAAGACUGAUAAAUGGGAUUUCUACUGCUAUUAGGAUUGUAUGCUGCUUCGAAUAUAAACAUGAUUCUUGAUUCCACUCUGCACUUUAUGGUGUCUCACUACAUUUGUUAUCUCUACGCUACUCAACUAUUCAGAUAAGGAAAACACACAGAACAGUGACUGUAGACUGUAAACGCUUAUUGAUGCAAUAGUUUGAAUAAAACUACAUGGCUGCUUCUCUUGCA
Molecule: messenger RNA, 855 nt
Organism: Pimephales promelas (fathead minnow)
Lineage: Eukaryota; Metazoa; Chordata; Actinopteri; Cypriniformes; Leuciscidae
Gene: mia
Product: MIA SH3 domain containing
Biological process (GO): extracellular matrix organization
Molecular function (GO): protein binding
Source: RefSeq, a predicted model, not a curated record